UGUUGGCUUUUGACCGCCAGCAGGGUGCGGUAGCUCGGACAGACUCAAUUUUACAAACCCUCUUGUCCAAAUGGUGAUUCUGUAACAAGUCACUGAUCAGGGCUACAAAUGCUUUCUUUGUUCCCGCACAUGUACAAUGUGAGCGCACACAGCGGAGCGGCGUUGCGGUGGUACCGGUAGACUUGUUGUUCCCCCUUGUCACACGCGCUUCACCCGCCCUGCGCUGAUUGGACCGAAAACUACCCCCGCUUCCAUCCCCGUGUUUCUUGUUUCACCCUCACACUGACUCGGGGAACGCCCACCAACAGGACCGGGAAAGUGACUUCAAACUGAAAAACACGCUGCAUGGCACACAGAUCAUGCAGGAGACGCUCGUGUGAGAGGAUGCGCUCAAAGCCUGUCUCUGACCCUGUAUUUGAACACGUUGCGUCAGUUUUCCAUUACAGAUAUUGGCCUUUUUAUGCUCCUUAGGUCAUAGUAAUCUAAGCGGAUAGAGUUGUCUCGGAAACUGCUGAGCGCGCUGGUUGGAUGCUUUUGGGUGAACAGGUGGCGCAAGAUCCAGCGCUCCUAAUUUGCCGGACGUUAAGCGUUUAAUAGGAUACCUGCUUUUAAAGUGGGUGAGAGUCUAGGUGCGACGUUCUUUUCUCCCCUUCUCAGACAAGGCAACACAGAUGCCCGUUUCGGACUACGACAUGGGAACGGACAACAGGACGCACGACGGGGAGACUUCAGACAGCGCCGACGAUGAGAGCACCUUCUCGGGCUCCCUGGGCAGCCCUGCCCCGAACGUCCUCAAGAACUUUUAUCACACCAAACGGGUCGGGAACUAUCUGAUCGGGAGGAAGCUGGGAGAGGGAUCGUUCGCCAAAGUUAGAGAGGGUCUCCAUACUCUGACGGGAGAAAGGGUGGCGGUGAAGGUAAUCGACAAGCGGAAGGCCAAGAAGGAUUCAUACGUCACAAAGAACCUGCGGAGGGAAGGCUUAAUCCAGGAAAUGAUUCGCCACCCAAACAUCGCACAGCUGUUGGACAUCCUGGAGACCGAGAACAGCUACUACCUGGUGAUGGAGCUGUGUCCCGGAGGGAACCUCAUGAACCACAUUUACGAGAAGAAGCACCUGGAUGAGAGGGAGACUCAAAAGUACAUUCGGCAGCUGGUGCUGGCCGUUGAGCACUUGCACAGGGCCGGCGUGGUGCACAGGGAUCUGAAGAUCGAAAACCUCCUAUUGGAUGAGCAGGACAACAUAAAGCUAAUAGAUUUUGGCCUCAGUAACUGCGCUGGCAUAUUGGGAUAUUCGGACCCCUUCAGCACCCAGUGUGGCAGUCCAGCCUAUGCCGCCCCUGAGCUGCUCUCCAGGAAGAAGUAUGGCCCAAAGGUGGAUGUUUGGUCCAUUGGCGUCAAUAUGUAUGCAAUGCUGACCGGGUCACUCCCUUUCACCGUGGAACCCUUUAGCCUUCGAGCUCUGCACCAGAAGAUGGUGGACAAAGAAAUGAAUCCUCUACCUCCGACCCUUUCAACUGCUGCCAUCUGUCUGCUGAAGAAGCUUCUUGAGCCAGACCCUCACAGGCGUCCAAAUAUACAUCAAGUGAUGACUGAUUCCUGGCUGCAGCUGGCCAACAGAAACACAGGAGCACCUUAUCGCAGCAGAAUCCACAUCGAAGAAAUAAACCAAGCAGUUUUGUUUCAUAUGACGGAGAAGAUGGGUUACAAGCACAGCGAAGUGCUGAGCGCCGUCCUCACCAACCGCGCCUGCCACAUUUUGGCCGUGUACUUCCUUCUGAACAAGAAGAUGAAGAGACUCUCUAAAGAGUACAGGGAGAAGCAGAUGCAGGAGAAAAAGAAAGAAGAGAAGCGACAAACCGAAUACUUUCAAACACAGUGGAGGAAGCACGUAGAUAAACUCACCAUCCCCCCGAAACAGACGCCCGUCUACUUGGCUGUUAGCAAGGGGCAGAACAAGGAGAAGAAACACAAAACAAGUAUACUGAGAGCGUUGGCAGUAGGACAUCGUAAGUCCCCUCUGGCACCUCCUGGAACAGUUGCUUCAUCAUCCAUGGAGUACCUUGAGAUUCAUCCUCUCUUCCCCAACACUCCACAGCACCGGAGGCGCUUGGCCACCCUCCCUCCGGUCAACACAAGUCCAGAACAUAACAUUCCUGCUCCACCAGCGCCGUCGCCAAUCGGCAUGCAUUCUUUUGGUUCACUUUCCAAAGCCGAACAAAUUGAGGAUACACCUUCCACACCCUGGUACAAGCUGACCAAUGGCACUUUGUCACCACCACGACACGUCUCUGCCUUCCAACCCGACUCUUCCUACUUAAAAAAGGCCACCAUCCCCAGUCCCCCAGUCCUGAUUUCCAACCCACAGCCCAAGAAGAAUUUGUCGUCAGAUGGGUGCGGUUCCUCCGACACUAGUGGAAGCCCCUCUAGCAGUGUGGGAAGUCCGCCAGGAGGUUCGGCAUUUAUGCCUCUGAAGUCUGCCUUUAGUCUCAUUAACCCCAACUCGGCGUUCAGCCCUCCAUCGAACAGCGCGAGCAGCGAUCCUGAGAGCCCAACACAUCGCAGUAAACAUCCCUCUAUGGGGAAAGGACUGAAGAAGAAAGUCCCGCUGCAGCCUUUUACAUUCCGACCGGAACAAUUCAUUGAGGAGGUUGUGUCCCCACCUCCUUACCCAAUGAAAACACUCAUGUGUGCUUCAGGUGCACUGAAGACCCUGUGCUGAGGGAUACAAACAAAAAUGAAAGGAACAUUUGGGCCCCUCUCAACAGUUUGUAAAGGUUGGAGAGGUCUUCCAGAGUGGCCUUUUGAACAGUGAACUGCCCCUUUAUUCCAACUGAGCCACUUUUCAUGACAUAUUUUAAUAUGAAAAUUAGACACGGGCCGGCAUGAGAUUCUCACAGGACAUUAACAAUCAGCAGAGAUACAACAUUUUAAAGAAGUUAACACAAAAAGUUAAAAGCAUGAUCUUAUUAUUUUAUUUGUAAAAUAAAAACAUCAAUUAUUACUACUGUUGCAAAAAUAGGCCUUCAUAAUAUGUUCAUUAUUUUGACAUAGGCCAGUGGUUUUCCAACUUUUUAUAACACGUACCCCCUCAGUAAAUAGCAGGUUUUCUCAGGAACCACCAUCUUGACUGACCUUUUAAAACAGUUGCAUAACAGUACUCAGACCGGUAACAGUUUGUCAUACUAUGUCAUAAAACUCUCCAAAAAAUAAAAAAAAAUGUUUAUCUAUUGGCAAUGUUUGACUUACUGAAGGAUGCACUUAAAUGUGGGGUUUUUACUCAGAAGUUCAAAUGUUCAGGUUUGACUUUGGAUGAAUAAAUCUCCCUAGCUAAUCAUUUAGAGCUGUUGGUGCUCAUUUGCUCUACACAACAAUUAAUUUGUUUCUAUUUAACUUACAAGUAUUAAAAAUUUAAUCUGAAUACCACAAAAGCCAACCCAGGUACUACCAGUGGUACUUGUGCCACGGUUUGAAAACCGUGGAUAAAGGCUAAAGCAAAACAAAAAUUUAUAAAAACACCCGUUCAGUUUAGUAGUUUUCAAGAAAACUUUUCUGAUUUAUUAUAGCAUUGCUACAUUGUCUUUUAUACAGUAACACUGGUGUUAUAAGCUGAUAUUAGCUUGUUAAUAAUUUAGACUGAACGUUGCUUGCCAGCUGCAGUUGUCAAAUACCAAUACUCUAAUAACGGGCAUCAUGCCUUUUUUAUUUUCCAUAUGACUCUGUGUUGUUUUUUUUUUUUAGCAAGAGCAAAUUCUUCCAAACUUCAGACUUUGUAUCUUUUUGUAAGAAAGAAAAUGUGUAGAGGCCUUCUGUUACCUUCCUGGUCAGCACUGUUCAGCAACAGGUUGGGGCAGAAAGCUUGGAUCACUCUGGCACUUUCUCUGGCAUUUAAGUCAAAUCAUUUUAAACUGUAGGAAAAAUAUGAUGAAAAGUUUAAAACGUUGGAAUACAUUGAAAACCUGACACUGAAACCUGUAACCGGCCCAUGCCUAAUUAAAACAUGAAACAAGAAUGGAAAAAGGGUGACAAUUUAACGUUUUACCUCUUGAAUUGUGUUGUAAGAUAAUGAUGAGGACAUUGACAAGAUGAGAUUUGAAACAGAUCCUCGAGCAAUGACUAAACCUCGCUGUGUCCUAGAUACACAGGGGACUUGGGACAACUUAUGAUGUGGGCCUUGACAACUAAUGCGCUCUCUUACACAUACAAACACACACUCUGUAAUAUAGACCAAGUUUGAGGUACUUUUUUGUAAUAUUGCUUCAUCUGGUUUGAGAACAAGCCGCAGACUGAUUCACACCAGCUGACAGGACCCGGCACUUAACCCUAACUCUGACCUUACAUGUGUAAAUGUUUUUGUCUCUCUAGAAACUGUACUAUAGCCACUGAGUUCCAGCCAGCUCGCACUGUAGCCUGAAUGCUGGCUGGCUGGGGGGAGAAAAAGCUCACUGCACUAUUACUGAAAACCAAAACCUGUAGGAAAUAAAUGUGCUGACUAUCUUUACCUCACUGCAUUAAUCGUGCAUUUCUGCAUACUAUAGUGACAGUCAGGUCUGACACGCCUGUCUGUGUGGGAUGAGUCUAAGUGCUGACUUUAGAUUUAACACAAUAUAACCACAUAGGGACCAACAGUAGAAUCAUAAGCUCACUUUUUUAUAAACUCUCAGUACCCAUCAGUGAUAAAUCACACUUCUUACCUUUUUCUACACAUGUAUUGACUCACCAACAGGAAAACUCAUAUUUAAGGAUCAUUUCACAGCUGAACUCGCCAGUUUGUAGUCAGUAAUAUAAAAUAGAGCAUCAGAAGCCUUAUAAAACUUAACCACCUCACUGGAACGCUGAGGGAUUGAAAGUGGGAACAAGUGCUAGUAGUGUCACCUAACAUCUAAAGAAGAAGUAACUCGCCUCCUUUUGUCUUAAUGCUGUAGUUUGUGCAAUAGUCUUAAGUGUUUAACUGCAAUGAUGAUUAUUUGCCAAGAGCUCUUCGAGCGUGAUGUGAACAUUGUUCCUGUAAAUACCAGUCUUAAUUGCCCUUCACAUGAAUCGUAAUGUAUAGGAGGAAUUUAAAAAAAUGUUUAUGGAGAUGGCAUUUUUACAAAAAACAAAAGGCUUCCACUGGCACAAGGGUGUUUUUUGCCUCACUAUUAAAUACUGUAGAAUCUUUUUUUUUUGUCAACCCGAUGAAAAGUUGCAUGAAUCGAACAGUAAUGUCAUCAUUUGAAAUUAUGUCUUUGUAAUGGCUUUUUCUUUUUGAAAUGGAUAUUGAUACAGACACACUGGGGGUCUUUUGUAAGAUUUUUUUAAUGAUUGGUUUGAGUGUCCAGAGAUUUCUAUGCUGUAUAAAGUAUUUUAAAUAUCUAUACUGA
Girardinichthys multiradiatus is the source of this 5361-nucleotide messenger RNA. RefSeq names its product hormonally up-regulated Neu-associated kinase (gene hunk). Gene Ontology annotation, cellular component: cytoplasm. The coding region runs from base 672 to 2720 and encodes 682 amino acids. Gene Ontology annotation, biological process: intracellular signal transduction; protein phosphorylation. The transcript has 9 exons. Gene Ontology annotation, molecular function: ATP binding; protein serine/threonine kinase activity. Lineage: Eukaryota; Metazoa; Chordata; Actinopteri; Cyprinodontiformes; Goodeidae. The record is from RefSeq and is a predicted model, not a curated record.